CUGUUUCAUCUGUGAUGAUUAUUACAACUUCACUAUUAGCAACUGUAAUUAGCCUUGUUUGGCAUUUCCCUGUUUUUGUUUCAAUAAUAUUUUUUAUUAUUUUUGGUGUUGUCGAUGCUUCAUUUUUGAGUGCAACCUUAGUAAAGGUUCAGAAUGGUGGUUGGCUUACUAUAGCUAUUGCAUUAUUACUUACCUUUAUAAUGCUCAUAUGGAGAUGGGGUACGGUUCGUAAGAUACGUCAUGAAUUUAUACAUAGGCCUAACUUUGGUAAAAUUUUUGAACAUUCUGAAAAACUGGAAAAAGAAAUUUCCACAGAUCUC
This is a messenger RNA of Racocetra persica, 320 nucleotides long. NCBI's taxonomy places the organism in Eukaryota, Fungi, Glomeromycota, Glomeromycetes, Diversisporales, Gigasporaceae. The record is from the annotation of a GenBank genome assembly.